Messenger RNA from Aureobasidium musti, 2097 nucleotides. NCBI's taxonomy places the organism in Eukaryota, Fungi, Ascomycota, Dothideomycetes, Dothideales, Saccotheciaceae. The record is from the annotation of a GenBank genome assembly.
AUGGCGCCGCAAAGAUUCUCAGUGGCAUCACUGCUUAUUCUACUUCUCUAUAUCACAGCUGCUCAUUCUGCGAUUAUCCAGAAACGAGCAACCUCCUCGUCUACUCACAGCGUAUCGAAGAUAUCGUCUUCAUCUACUCGCACUGUGUCGAAGAGUUCGUCUUCGUCUAGUCGCAGCGUCUCGAAGAUCUCGUCUACCUCGAGUGCAGCCUCUAAGCCGAAAACUAGCUCGACCAAAUCAGCCACUAGUUCUUCUGGUGCUUCGAAGAUCUCGUCUGGUGCUGCUGUAAUCACCAAUCCAAGAAAAUAUCCUGCCACUUCGGCAACUACUUCUGCGGCUUAUACUGGAUGGUAUGCCAUUCCUCAAAAGAGUAUUCCUGCCGAUAGAGCACAAGCGAUUGCCUCCAAGCGCCAGAACUUCGGAUAUGGACCGGCCGUCGCAGGUGGACCUUUCUUCCCCAGUGGCUCUCUUGGUAAUACCUUGAUCCAGAACGAUAUAUCUACUUUCCAGGCCGAAACUGGCCCCCAAAUGAGUGACACCAACUCGGACAUCGCGAAGGCCGAAUCCGACGUUGGCAAGUACAACGGCUUGCAGACAUUGCAAGACUAUACCUUGCUGUACGACGACGAGUGGACGGCCACUCUAGCUCAAGGCCCCGCACCCGGCAUCCUCACCAACUAUACCCAGGACUUACUUUUCUCAAUGGAGCGCCUUUCCUUCAGCCCAUACCAAAUCCGAAGAUUGAACUCGUGCGACGAUUCUCUCAACUUCGAGGUCGACGACGCGAUUGCUAAGAACAUCACCGGCAUGACUCAACAGCAGCUGUUUACAUCUGGUCGAUUGUUCUAUGCCGACUACAGAGAUCAGGCGAAGCUCGUUGCCACAACAGCCGCUCGCUACUCGGCUGCAGUUGAUGCUUACUUCUACAUCGACCAGACGUCCGGCAACUUCCUUCCUUUGGCCAUCCGUACCAACCAGGGCGCAAACCUUAUCUACACACCUGCUGACAGUGCAGAUGACUGGCUGCUCGCAAAGAUCAUGUACAACGUUUGCGACUUGUGGUUCGCACAGUGGGAGCACUUAUCGAGAACUCAUGAAGUUGUCCAGAUCGUCUACAUGGCAGCUAUUCGCACGCUAAGUGACGCUCACCCCGUUAAGGCCAUCCUCGACCGAUUGAUGUAUGAAGUUUUUGCGAUUCAACCUCUGGCAGCACAAGUUUUGUUCGCGCCUGGUGGCGUCGUCGACCAAGCUUUCCCGUACACCUACCAAUCUGCGCAAAACUACAGCAGCAACUACUACUUCACUCGUAGUGGUUUCUUCCAGUCGGGCUACUUCCUCAACGAUCUCACGAACCGUGGAUUGAUUAACGCUACCACUGGUCCGCAGCUCAAGAACUUCCCCUACUACGAAGACGCUUCUGUCAUCUAUUCUGCUAUUCGUACCUUCAUGACCUCUUUCAUCAGCUCUUACUACGCUCAAGAUUCAGUGGUAGCAGCGGACAAGGAAAUUCAAGCUUGGGUUCAGGAGUGCAAUGGUGCUGCUAAAGUGAUGGACUUCCCAUCUGCUAUCACAAAGACUAGCACACUCGUUGACGUGAUGACACACAUGGUAUUUGGACUCAUUACAAUUUUCAGUAUGCAGGACGCGACAACUAACGAUCAUGACAGNGCCCAUCUUUCUUCGACUGCACACCACACUGUCAACACAAACCAGCUCAUGUCUGCCUCGGCAACUCUUCCCUUCCAUGCCAUGGCCCUUUACAGUCCCGUCCCGAACCAAAAGAACGUGACGAACCUUGUGUCGUUCCUUCCCCCACUCGAGCAGGCGGGAGAGCAGAUUGCUAUCAACACUCUUUUCGCUCGCGAAUACCUUGCAGGCACCAACCGAACAUUGAGCCACAUGUUCGACGACGCCGCUAUGCUCAAGCGCAUGAACGCGAACACCAGAAAUGCGGCUACAACUUUCAUGAACUCUAUGAACUCUUUUAGCUCUAAGGUCAAGGCUAGAACCUUCGACUCACAGGGCUUGAGUCAAGGUAUGCCGUUCGUGUGGCAGGCACUGGACCCUAACGUUGCACCAUUUGGUGUCACAGUUUAG